This is a messenger RNA of Monomorium pharaonis (pharaoh ant), 1199 nucleotides long. RefSeq lists its product as uncharacterized. Gene Ontology annotation, biological process: innate immune response; regulation of Toll signaling pathway; central nervous system formation. The transcript is spliced from 6 exons. Gene Ontology annotation, cellular component: extracellular region. Bases 175 to 972 code for a protein of 265 amino acids. The record is from RefSeq and is a predicted model, not a curated record. Gene Ontology annotation, molecular function: Toll binding; growth factor activity. NCBI's taxonomy places the organism in Eukaryota, Metazoa, Arthropoda, Insecta, Hymenoptera, Formicidae.
AGUCGUCAUGUAUCCAAAUCAGUUUAAGUAGUCUAUGAAGAGCUGUUUAAAGCUCACAAGCUGCGCAGUCACUGUUUGCUUUGGAAUAACAUUAAGUUUUUUGCAUUUAUUUGCUCGCUUUGCAUUAACGAUCACAUUGUAAGUGAGUGAAAAAAAAAGAAACAAUUUUGAAGAAUGGGAAAAUUUGCCGUAGUGUUUUUGAUAGAGGUCCUCGUCAUCUUACCGAUCGUUCUUGAAGGACGUUUUCACGGACAUGAUUCUUACAAACAGUACUACAAUCAUCGUGUUAAUGGCGGAUUGCAAAAUCCAACGACUGCUUCCCUUGAAAUACCCAAGGAAUCAUUUUAUGAUGUAAAAGAAGUAAAAUCGACUUUUGAAGAUAAGAACGCAAAUAAGCAUAAUUCCGGAUUAUCGGACGAAUGGCAAGCGAGAAUUGGUAGCGAUAAUUAUGCAAUAGUGCCACGUUGUGAUUACUUGAAACAGACUUUCUGCGAGGACGUCCCUUAUUAUCCUCAGACGUAUGUGAAGCAGAUGCUUGCUAAAAAUUCCAGCCUGUUAAAUUAUGCAAAUGAAGAUGUUAUUGCUCUUACACCACGAUUCGACAACGAUGAGGAACCCCUUUGCCUAUCCACGGAGCGAUUAAUUCGACCAAAAACGGCUGUAAAUAUAAAAGAUCAGUGGAUGUAUAUCGUCCAGAGUGAUAAUUUCCUUCAAACUUUACGGAUCGAAGCUUGCACAGAGGAGGAUGCUAAGUGCAGGAUGAUCGACGGUUUUGCUGAGGGAUAUAUCACAACAUGCAAGCAAAAAUAUAUUUAUCGCGAGUUGUCUGCCAUUUCCGCAGACGGUGAGCCUAUUCGCGAUUUCUUCCGAGUUCCUGCGAGUUGCUGUUGUCACGUUGAAUUUAAAGCCGAGGACGAAAUGGCGAGAAUAAGAUCGGUUUUAGGAGGUCUUCCAUCCUCGAAUAAGAAAUAAACACAUAUACAAGAAUAUUUAAGAAAAUAUUUAAAUUGUAGCAAUAUUUUUAAGCAAUAUUAUUAGUAUGGAAAUAAUUGGUUGGCCACCAGAUUUCUUUAUGAGGCAAAAAGAUAAUUGUUUUCACUUGUAUUUUAAGAUCCCUGCAGGACAUUGUACGCUGAGUAAGAUAUUUUGAUGAUCUAAAAGAUAUAAAAAUUAAAACAUAUAUGCAAAUCAAAAUAUAA